This is a messenger RNA of Passer domesticus (house sparrow), 1405 nucleotides long. It is a transcript of the gene PPT1, whose product is annotated as palmitoyl-protein thioesterase 1. Lineage: Eukaryota; Metazoa; Chordata; Aves; Passeriformes; Passeridae. The record is from RefSeq and is a predicted model, not a curated record. Gene Ontology annotation, cellular component: lysosome. Gene Ontology annotation, molecular function: palmitoyl-(protein) hydrolase activity. Gene Ontology annotation, biological process: protein depalmitoylation; receptor-mediated endocytosis. Bases 37 to 933 code for a protein of 298 amino acids. The transcript is spliced from 9 exons.
GCCCCUCGCCGGCGGCGGGUCAUGUGACUGGCCAAGAUGGCGGCGCUCAGGGCGGCGGUGCCGGUGCUGGCGCUGCUCGGGCUGGGCCUGGGCCCCGCGGCCGCCGCCGCGCCCCUGGUGAUCUGGCACGGCAUGGGAGACAGCUGCUGCAAUCCGGUGAGCAUGGGCUACAUCCAGAAACUGGUGGAGAAGAAAAUCCCGGGGAUCUUCGUCCUGUCGCUCAAGAUCGGCAGCAGCCUGCUCCAGGACAUGGAGAACAGCUUCUUCAUGAAUGCCAACGAGCAGGUGAGCCAGGUGUGCAGGCAGCUGGCCACGGAGCCCCGGCUGCGGGGAGGCUACAACGCCAUGGGCUUCUCCCAGGGAGCCCAGUUCCUGAGGGCUGUGGCCCAGAGGUGCCCUGCUCCUGCCAUGCUCAGCCUCAUCUCCAUCGGGGGACAGCACCAAGGGGUGUAUGGCUUCCCACGCUGCCCUGGGGAGAGCUCCCACCUCUGCGACUGGAUCCGCAGGACGCUGGACCUGGGAGCCUACAGCAAGGCAGUGCAGGAGCACUUGGUGCAGGCAGAGUACUGGCACGACCCGCUCAAGGAGGAGGAGUACAGGAAAAGCAGCAUUUUCCUGGCUGACAUCAACCAGGAGAGGGGCAUCAACGAGACCUACAAGAAAAACCUGAUGGCUCUGAAGAAGUUUGUGAUGGUGAAAUUCCUCAACGAUACCAUGGUGGACCCUCCAAUCUCUGAGUGGUUUGGGUUUUACAAAAGUGGCCAAGCCAAGGAGACCAUCCCACUGCAGGAGACGUCGCUGUACAAAGAGGAUCGCCUGGGGCUGCAGGAGAUGGACAAAGCAGGGAAGUUGGUGUUCCUGGGGGUGCAGGGGGACCACCUGCACUUCUCCGAGGAGUGGUUUGACAGCUCCAUCCUCCCCUUCCUCCACUGAAGCUCCCUGGGCAGGGUUUUCCACUGGAACUAACUCCAGGCACUGUGCACAGCCCUCGGUGCAGCCAGGGCUUUGGGGAGGGGUUCAGCUCAGGGGGGCUCAGCUCAGGGGGGUGUUCCAGGCUGGAACUGCACUCCCAGCUGGGCUGAGCCCUGCCCUGGCUCUGCCCCAGGGCCUGGGGGAUGCCCCCAGCUCUCAGAGCUCCUGCAGGGCACUGUUCUGGCAGUGUUAACCCAGCUCACUGCAGGGAUCAGCACUCAUGGCUGCCUGCAGGGCACUCAUGUUACAGCCCACACUUCAGGAUGGGGGAAAGGCAAAUUUAGGGGUUUCUGGGGAAAAAAAAAAUUACAAAAAGAGGGUUUGGAAUUCAGCAGUAUUAACAGCUUGAACAGUUUUCAACUAAUGGCUUGGUUUAUGUUCUUUUGUACAACUGAAAUCAAUAAAGAACUUGCCACUAACCAACUAAAUAAAA